AUGAGUGAAGAACACCCAGAGGCUCCUGUUAGUGAGGAAGGAACGGUUCCUGUCCUUAGAUGGGACUUAGGUCUGUUCGAACAGAUUGUUCGUAGUUUUAGAUUCCCACCGGAGUGGGAUGCCCGGUAUCCGGCUCAGGGCCAGACCGCGGCUGAUGCACCACCCGGUUAUAUCACCCUUUAUGAAGACUUUUUCCUUCAAGGGAAUUUCCGACUGCCGGCGACCAAUUUCCUGGGCAGUAUUCUUUCUUACUAUAACUUCCAUAUAUCCCAGAUGAGCCCACCCGGGAUGGUGAGGGUGCGGCACUUCGAAUUCCUGUGCCGGUCUCAUGGCAUUGAGCCAUCGGUAGAUAAGUUUCGUGCUUUCUACCAGUUGCAGAGAACGAUGGGGUUCUUCUCAUUUGCGAGCCGAGGUGCGGCGAAGAAGAUUCUGCUGAAUCCUCCUAAGAGUUUCCACGAUUGGAAACCCAAGUUCUUCUUCAUCAGGGAAGAAGUUUUGCCAAUCGCUAUGCCUUUUAGGGAAUGGACUGAGGUCAUACCCAAGGAAGAUCUCCCGAUCCCUAAGACUGCUCGGUGGUACCAGCAGCUAACCCCAACCCCUAACCGGGUGUUUGGGGAAAGUGUUUUGGUUGCUGCUAAGAUGAGUGACCAGUGGUCACCUAGCAGCAAGGAGGUUCCGGUCUUGAAGAUCGGUGAUCAAGAAGCGCAACUCUAUCAAGCUGCCUUCUCCACGUUUGGUGGCUCCAUGGGCGUUCGCCCAGUGCGCGAUGAUGAGGAAAGCUGGUAUGACCAGAUUAAAGGAAACUUCAUGUUUCCAGCUGCUGAUGCUUUCGCUUCGCCGCCAACCGCUACUGAAGGUACGCAAUACCCUAAACCUCGUCCAUUGCGCUCUGUGACUCUCGCUGGGAAAGAAACUUUCUAUCUUUCCAGCGAGGAGUCUGUAGGUUCUUCCAACGGCGAGCUAAGCUCUUGGUCUAAAAUCUUUGCAGGUUUAUCACAUGCAGCAAAGGGGAAAACUGGUGCUGGUGGGUCGAAGAGUUCUGGGAGCGCGGGUUCUCGCAACCCUGAAGCUGGCGCGACUCCGUCUUUCCCAAAGGAUGAAGAAGUAGAAGAGGAAGAUGCUGGUGCCCGGCUUAUUGGGCGGAAGAGGGGUAGGAGCGAAGCCACGACUGGUGUGGCUUCCGCCCCUACAUCUGCUGUGAUUCCCGUGGUUGGGAAAACGAGCAAGCUGCGCUCGUUAUACAGAUUUUCUCCUGGUAAGUUCUUCGCUUCUCUUCUUAAUACUUUUCUCUUUACUCAAAUGCUUUUGCUUUAUUUUUCAGAAAUCAAGAAGAAGACCCCUGAGAAGGGUGUCACGUUUAGUGAGGCCGGGGUAAAGAGGCCCAAGAUUACCGUCAAGUCCACUGACACUGCGGCUCAGGAUGCCGCGAAGGCUGCUGAGGCGCAGCGAAAGGUGGAGGAGGACCGGAAGAGAGAGGAGGAGAAGAAGAGAGUUGCGGAGGAGAAGAGAAAGAAAGAAGAAGAGAGGAAGAAGGUAGAAGAGGAGAGAAAGAAAAAGGAGGAGGAGGAGAGGAAGCAGAGGGCGGAGCAGGAGAGGUUGGCUGAAGUGGCGAGGAAGCAGGCCUUGGAGAAGGAGCUAUCGGCGAAAAAGGCUAUGGAUCAGCCUCUUAAACCUCCAGGUCCUGAGGUCACCAAACCAACCAACACCGGUCCUGUUACUACUUCCAAGGGUUCCAGCCGCUUCUCCUCAAGCGGCGCGAGCUCUGGUGGAGCUGGGGGUUAUAACCCCAAUGUGAUAGGUGCGAAGGACACCGUUGGGGAUAUUUACUACAAGACUUACACUGAAGAAGAGCGUGGGGACGCUCCUCAUCAAGCCCCCUGGAGUUUAAAACAGAAAGAUACUUUCGUCGAGUUCAGCCCUGCGCGCGAGUGGUUCCUGAACUCCUUUACACCUGCUGAAGUCCAUCGGCAAAGGGCGAAACCUCACGAAAUGUUGUAUCGUACUUAUAUUCUUGGUGAGGCCAACGCUCGUGCUGCCAACCAUCAAAUAGUUCGCGAAUGGCGAACGAUGGUUAGGGAGCGCGCCGACUGGGAGGCUUAUCGCGAGCGUAUGCUGAAACGUAUUGCUGAAUUCGAAAAGUCGAAAACCGCGUUUGGUGAGGAGAGAGCCAAGUUUGAGGCUGACAAGAAGGCUGAAGAGUGGGGCCGCGAGGGGCUGCAGAAAAAACUCCACAAUGUUGAGGAGCAACUGGCCAAGGAGAAGGCCGAGUUUAAGCGUAUAUGCGCCCAAGACAACGAUCGUGCUUAUGCGCUACGACAGAAGAUCGUUGAUCUUGAGGCUAAAGUUGCGGACUUGACCUCAAAGGUGGAGGAAGCGCAGGGUGAAAGAGCUGCCAAGCAGCAGAUGGAGGUUGAGCUGACUGAAGCCAAGGUGCAAUUGUCCAACAAGGACAAGGAUCUCCACGCCAAGGACGUUGAGAUUGCGGAACUCAAACGUCGCUUGAAUGAGCAAAUCGACAGAUGCGAGUCUUUGGAGAUUGACCUUGAGGCUGAGAAGGUCAAGGCUGCUGAUGCUGAGGAGGCGCGUGCUGUCAGCACUGCUGCGCUUAAUGUGGCCCAGACAAACUACUCCGAGACCCAAGGCAUCGUUGAUACGCUUGUCUCGGAGGCUGAAUGGAUGCGCACUCGAGGAGUAGUGCUGGUAAGUGCCUUUGACUUAUGCUUUUUCUUGUUGAGAGUUUUAUCUUUAAUGCUUUUUGUUUGUUGUGAAGGUUGCCAACUCCAUCUUGAAUGCGAGCGAGCUAGACCGCGCCGUAGCGGCUCUGACAGAUGCGGCGCGUGCGGUGGGUCAUCGGGGAGGCUACCUGGAGUGUGCCGAUCACGUUGAGCAGAUGCUUGGGCAGGAAUUUGACAUAAGUCAUUGCUCAGUGACGGAACAUGCUGAUGCUGCAUUGGCUAGUGCUGAAAACUCCUAUGACAACCUUUCCUUGCCUAUCAUGGAGUUGGUUGUUGAAUCGUUGAAGAAAGACGACUGGUGCCAGCGUCUUAAGGCAGUCCUCGAUCCACCGGUUACCGUCGAGUUGUCCGACGAAGAGCCAGCUGGUGAUGAUGGCGGCGAUGGUGAUGAUGAUGGCAACGAUGAUGAUGGUGAGGAUGACGGAGAUGAUGGUGAUGAUCG
Messenger RNA from Helianthus annuus (common sunflower), 3177 nucleotides. RefSeq lists its product as uncharacterized. Lineage: Eukaryota; Viridiplantae; Streptophyta; Magnoliopsida; Asterales; Asteraceae. Bases 1 to 2886 code for a protein of 961 amino acids. The transcript is spliced from 4 exons. The record is from RefSeq and is a predicted model, not a curated record.